This is a messenger RNA of Scaptodrosophila lebanonensis, 2889 nucleotides long. Its product is annotated as small G protein signaling modulator 1-like. The transcript is spliced from 3 exons. The record is from RefSeq and is a predicted model, not a curated record. Bases 85 to 1371 code for a protein of 428 amino acids. Gene Ontology annotation, molecular function: GTPase activator activity. Lineage: Eukaryota; Metazoa; Arthropoda; Insecta; Diptera; Drosophilidae. Gene Ontology annotation, biological process: activation of GTPase activity.
GCUGCCGAGGAGGCAGAAGAAGCGUUGGCUUCAUCUGGACAGCUGAGCGAGCAGGUGGUUUUGGAAUUCGAGAACAUUGACGAUAUGGAGCCGUUGCGUCUGCAGGAGAAUUGUUUUGCGGACUCCGAGCCUGAGGGCGAACUGGGUCUGACUCUGGACGCUAGUGGAAACGUUCUGGUGUUGAGCAUUAAGAGCUCACCCUCCACAUCAUCCUACGAAACGGUUGGCAACGAAUUUGCGGACAUGAAUGAAUUAAGCCAGUUGGCCGGACCCUUAAAGCCAGCUGCCCCUGUUACUCUAAAUGGAAACUUACACACAAAUGAAGAAGAGCAGCAGGCAAAAAGUGAUGGUGAAAAGGGUACAGAGGAAGAGGUAGAGGAGGAGGAAGAGGAGGAGGAAGAGGAGGAGGAAGAAGAAGAAGAAGAGCCUUGCAAGCAGCUCAGCAAAUUCCAUAGCGCCGGUGAUGUGCGCGAGUGUAUCGACGAGGAACAUCCAGCCACAGCGGUUAUCAUUACGGAAGCUGCCUCUCUGGAUGCACUACAGUGCGAGGACGAGCUCACUGAGGAGUUUACGUCACGAAAAACAAGUCUCAUGUCGCCUAUGAAUGAGGAUAUAACAGUGGUGGCCUCUCUGGAUGCCUUGCAGGAGCCGAAAUCAGCAUGCGUGUCGCCGGCGAGCUCGAAUGGCGGCGUCUACAGCGUCGAACUGUUAGAGAACUUUGGCCUCAAUCUCCACCGCAUUGAGAAGGAUGUGCAGCGCUGUGAUCGCAACUAUUGGUACUUUGGCAAUGAGAAUCUGGAUAAGCUGCGCAACGUCAUAUCGACCUAUGUGUGGGAGCAUCUGGAUGUGGGCUAUAUGCAGGGCAUGUGCGACCUCGUCGCCCCCCUGCUCGUAAUCUUCGACGAUGAGUCCUUGAGCUACAGUUGCUUCUGCAAGCUGAUGGAUCGCAUGAUUGAGAACUUUCCCAGUGGCGGCGCCAUGGACAUGCAUUUUGCCAAUAUGCGCUCCCUCAUCCAGAUCCUCGACUCUGAAAUGUACGAUCUAAUGGACUCGAACGGCGAUUACACGCACUUCUAUUUCUGCUAUCGCUGGUUCCUGCUGGACUUUAAACGGGAGCUGGUCUACGAUGAUGUCUUUGCCACCUGGGAAGUCAUUUGGGCAGCCAAGCAUGUGGCUUCUGGUCAUUUUGUACUAUUUCUAGCUCUGGCAUUACUGGAAACCUAUCGCGAUAUUAUUCUGUCCAACAGCAUGGACUUUACGGACGUCAUUAAGUUCUUCAAUGAAAUGGCGGAACGGCACAAUGCGCAGUCAAUAUUGCAGUUAUCUCGCAGCCUUGUGCUGCAGUUGCAGACAAUAAUCGAGAACAAAUAAGUUCCAGCUGGACAGCAAAUCCUUCAAGCUGCUUCUGUGCAUAGAUUGGUUGCAUACCUUAGGGCGUCGUAGUACUAAUCUGUAUCUGUAUGCGUGUGUCCAGUCUGUAGAAUUGUUAUAAGGCUCACGUAGUUGGCACGCUGUAGGCUCAAGCACUUAAGCGCUCCUCAUACGCAAUAUUUAGUGUGUCUGUGUGUAUGUGUACUUCCAUAGCGAAAUGCGAAUGCUUUGCUGUAGGCACCAAUACUUAGAUCAAGUACCCAUAGUACUCUCAUAUAUGUAUGCACCCAUAGAUCCAUAGAUCCAUAGAUGACCUAACAAAGUUAUUAAAAAUGAGCGUGUGUAGAUAAAUGGUAAUGCAAAUCCGUUUGCAUUGGUUGCAAUUGUUCUGAUGCAGUUCAUACAAGUAUAUAUUCCUACAUACUACAUACCAUUAAUACUACCUACCAUUAAUACGUAUUUUGAGUAUCUCUACCUCAAAAAGUGUCAAAUUAAAAUAUCUACAAAAUACCUACGUAGUAAAGAAGUGCAAGUAUUAAACGACCCUCCUUUCCAGCACAUCUGUACUCUUGGGGGUCAAAAAAUGUGUCGAAGCAUUGUUAUCAGCUAUACUUUCUUAGACCUGUACAAAUGUCAAAGCAAUGAUCCAUAACAGACAAGUAGAUGCUUUACUUUUUUCAACAAGUUCGUAUGAGGCUUUGAUUUCUAUAUUUUUCCUUGGAACUCACUACUCAGUCAUUUGCCAUUAAUGCAAACAAGAUCACAUAAAAUGCAGGGCUAGUCUGCAAUGCGAUCGAAAGCAUGCAGCACGGAGUUAAUUGUUAAGUUGAAAGCAUAACGAAUCUAUAAAUCAUUAAGAAAUGUAGUGACCUGAUAAACAAAACGUAAAAGAAAAAAUGAAAAACGUAAAACGAAUGUUGAAAUAUGUAUUUACAUAUAUUUUACGUGAAAAUAAAUAAUUUAUACACACCAUAUACAUAUAUACAUAUAUAUACGUACAUACAAAUAUGCACGCAUUUGCAUAAGAGCAGAGAUGCAAGGAAGCAUAAUAAUAUUUAUACCUUUUGUAAAUGGAACAAAUUAUAUUUACAUACAUAAAUACAAGUAUAUCUACAUAGUAUAUUGCAUUUUAAAAACGUGCGUAGCUCAUACACACAGUAUUCAGAUACACGCACAAUGCUGUUCAACUAAAUAUGUUGAAAGAUUUCUCAUAAAUACGACUAUUUCCUAGCUUAAAGCCUGCUCUUUGAUAUAAACAAUAAUUGGAAAGUUAGGGAAAGAGUAACCUUAUUGAAGAAGAAGAAGCCCUGGAAAACAAACCCAUAGUCAUAAUAUAUGUAUGUGCGAGCACAGAACUAAUCCUCAAAACAAGACGAAUCGAUAUAGCCGUCUAUAUCUGUUUCAAUACAAACUAGUCUGUCGAAUAUAUAUUCUGUAUGGCUUCAUUUCUUCUUUAGUUGUUAAGCUCUCACAACCAAAUUUAAUAUUUGAUGUUUAUGUUUUCGAGUUUAUACACAA